Messenger RNA from Culex pipiens pallens (northern house mosquito), 1591 nucleotides. RefSeq lists its product as uncharacterized. Bases 80 to 1492 code for a protein of 470 amino acids. The record is from RefSeq and is a predicted model, not a curated record. Lineage: Eukaryota; Metazoa; Arthropoda; Insecta; Diptera; Culicidae. The transcript is spliced from 3 exons.
GUUUGAUUUGGCGCAAAUUCGUGAUCCUUCUUGAGCUUCGUACACCUGCUGCAGGUCCUUCGGCCAGAGCAUAAAGCGGAUGAUAUUCCGUUUGAUUGCAUAUGCCGCCAACAUAAUCUUAUGUUUAGCAUUCGCGCUAGUGUCGCUACUGAUUGUUAUAAAGUGCAUUUUACGGAUCACCAUGAAGCUGUCGUCUCUCGCGGAGGUGCCACUGCUGGAGGCCGAUUCAAUCGACGACUUUGUGAAGGAAAACAACUUAUCGGAAGGUGACGAAUCGGCCAAGACUGGGAGAAGAACGCGAUCCUUGAAGAAAAAGGUCACCGACGGCAUUAUCGUGGAGAAUGUCACGAUCAAGAAGGAAGCAAAGUCGAACGUUUUCAGCGUUGAGGGAGUUUUAAAGGUGAUCCAGCUGGAUACUUUGGUAAAACCUGUGACGAAAGGAAAGAAGAAAAAGGCUCAGGUGGAGGACGUUAAACCAACGGUUGAGAUUCACAACAUUCGGACCGAGAUCAACGAAUCCGGGGAAGAUCUCAUCAAUGCUGCCAGUUGCAAGUUGUGCAAAGAUAAAUGUCCCAAAAUCUACGCCUUCCUCCUGUGGAUUCAGCAAAGACAGACGGAGCUCGAAGAGCUGGAAAAUAAUCAGGAAAUCACCCUCAAGAAGAUCAAACGCGAACGUAACAACGACAAUGUCCUCAAACCGGUCAACAUUGAACCGGUGGCAACGCUUCCCCCACUCCCAAAACUCAAGAAGGAAGUCACUGCCCCACCGUCUCCGGUCGCCCUCGAAUCCGCCCAAAAGCUUUCUCUCGUCAACCUAAUCCAGGAGUACAACGGCCAAGAUCCGCAACAGUUUCUCGAAUUCUGCGGCCGUCGCAUGCAGGAGGAAAACUACUACAACGCGGAAAUCCUCACCGUCGAACAGGCCGACACCGACCUGUGGCAUGAACUGCGCAAGGGUCGGAUCACGGCGUCCCGGAUUCACGAAGCUUCCCGCUGCUCGAUGCUCCGUGGUUCGCUGUGUGAUAAAAUCAUGGGCAUCAAGUCGGGCUUUUCGUUCGCCAUGAAGCGGGGAACGGACCUUGAGGGGCACGUUUUCGCCGUGCUUCAAAAGCAGUAUCCCUCACUGCGCAAUGCCGGCCUCGUGCUGGAUCCCCAAUUUCCCUGGAUGGGAGCCUCACCGGACGGUCUCGCGGACGAAUUCGUGCUCGAGAUCAAGUGUCCGUACACGCCAAAGACCUUUGAGUGCUACAUCGACGUGAAGAAACUCUCCAAGAAAUAUUUCGCACAAAUUCAGCUGCAAAUGCACAUGACCCACCGAACCAAAGCUCUGUUGGGGGUGGCCGCGCUUGAUUUUGAAAAGUCUCGCCAGGUGACGCAGGUGUGGAUCGAUUACGACAAGGAGUACGUCGACGGGGUGAUGAAGGAAGCGUACGAGUUCUGGCGCAAAGGCGUCUUUCCGGCGCUGCUACGGAAGCGCAAGGCGAAGAAGUGAGGAUCUUAGGAUUUUAGGUAAGUUAGAUUGUAUUUUGUUUUAUUUGACAUGAAGUGUUGUUUUUGACUGAUAAGUACAACGUUAUGACUAAACAUCGAC